AUGCUGCCACAGAUCCAGCCAGCAAUGCUGCCACCUCCUCACCCCCCCACUGCCUUUUCCAUUUUGCGGCAGCAUCAGCAGCAGCUAGGCUCCCUUCUCCGUCGACCGUCCUUGCCCGCCGCCGUUCGUCCUAAUGCCACUCGGUCAUCCCUCACUCGUUUCGCCUCCCUUCCGCCACGUUUGCCACUCUCUCUGCCCCCUCUACCUCCCAUCGACAUGUUGCCUAUUCUUCCUCCAAACCCGUCAGCACCAAUUUUCCCCUCGUCCCAGCUUGUGGGAAGCACGAAUCUCCCUCCUCCCAUGGCAAGUGGCACGCCUGUAGUGGGCUCGACUGGAGAAGAAUCGCUGGGGUGCAUUCCUGCUGUAACUCGUGCUCUGCUGGCGGGAGGAGGGGCGUUAGGGGAAACAUUGGACGGGGCCCUGCUGGCAGCAUUGCUGCCAGAGGGGAGGAGAAAAGGGAGUAGGAGCAGGAGCAGGAGCAAGGGGAACAAGUGGUCGGGGAGUAGGGGUGGGAGGCCUGUUGGCGGUGUGGGAGAGGUGAAUUCUCUGGGGGAUGCAGCAGGGGUAGGAUCAGGUGUGAGGGCAGCUGGGUUGGUGCCGCUGAUGGGUCAGAACUAUGGCCUGGCAUUGCAAGGUGCGGCGUUGCCUGCUCCAGCAUCAGGUUCUCGACCAGUAGCAACAACAGCACCAGUAGAAGCAGCAGCAGAAGCAGAAGCGGCUGCAGCAGCAGCAGCAGCAGCAGCAGCAGCGUUGGCAGCAUCAGAAGCAUCUGCGUCACUACACACUCCUCUCUGGCCAUUUCAAACAGGAGGAGCGGAGAGGCUGAUAGUGGAUGCAGCAGCGGAGCUGGCGUCAAGAGGCCACAGCGUGCGGGUCUUCACCGCCCAUCACGAUCCAGCCAGAUGCUUCCCGGAGACCAUCGAUGGCACCUUCCCUGUGCACGUGCAUGGAAGCUUCCUCCCCCGCCACAUUGCCGGCCGAUUUCACGCAGUCUGCGCCUACCUCAGGUGCCUCUGGGCGGCCCUCUGCAUCGUCGUCUCGGUUUGGCUCCGGUGGAUCCCAGCCGUUGAUGGGAUCAUCACAGAUCAAGUCUCAGCCGUCCAUCCCAUCCUCAGAUUGCUGCCUGCCAAGAUCCUCUUCUACUGUCACUUCCCAGACCUGCUGCUGGCCCAGCGAGGCUCGUGGCUGCGCUCGCUGUACCGAGCUCCUAUUGACUGGGUGGAGCAGGUCACCACUGGCAUGGCGGACACCAUAGUGGUCAACAGUCACUUCACUGCAGCCACAUUCGCCUCCACCUUCCCCUCGCUAGCAUCACACGGAAUUCGCCCCGCUGUGCUCUACCCAGCUGUAGCACUUGAUUCCCCACCAGCUUCUUCCUCUGCCACUGCCAGCACUGCUAGCAGGAAUAUGUGUGCUCCCCCAGGCCCUUCUGUUGACGAAGCAGAGAAACUUGGGAUUGAUAUUAACAGCCCCUUCUUCCUGUCCAUCAACCGGUACGAGCGCAAGAAAGAGAUCGCCACUGCCAUCUCUGCUCUGGGGCUGCUCACCCGCUCGUCAGUGCACACAGACGCUUCCGACAGCCAGGAAAAAGGCAGCCAGGAUGGCGCAGCUGCUUCGGCAAAGAGCCAGCGGCCACGACUUGUCGUUGCAGGUGGGUGUGACGCGCGCGUGCGGGAGAAUGUGGAGUAUCUGCAGGAGCUGAAACAACUAGCUGUUAUGGAAGGGGUGGCAUCCGACGUCCUUUUCCUCACCUCCAUCAACGACUUGCUCAAGGCUCAGCUACUGGCCUGCUGCACUGCUGUAGUCUACACCCCUCCAGUUGCCCGAGCACAUGUGGAGGAACGGUUUUCUAGGAAAGUUUUUGGCGACCGGUUGCAAGAGAUUCUUUGGAACAUGUGCUUGUAA
Messenger RNA from Closterium sp. Naga37s-1, 1905 nucleotides. NCBI's taxonomy places the organism in Eukaryota, Viridiplantae, Streptophyta, Zygnematophyceae, Desmidiales, Closteriaceae. The record is from the annotation of a GenBank genome assembly.